Molecule: messenger RNA, 1946 nt
Organism: Anoplopoma fimbria (sablefish)
Lineage: Eukaryota; Metazoa; Chordata; Actinopteri; Perciformes; Anoplopomatidae
Gene: sgcb
Product: sarcoglycan, beta (dystrophin-associated glycoprotein)
Exons: 6
Coding region: 36-971 (311 amino acids)
Biological process (GO): muscle organ development
Cellular component (GO): sarcolemma; sarcoglycan complex
Source: RefSeq, a predicted model, not a curated record
CCCGUGUCACUGGCAGCAGCAGAGGGAGGGUCAACAUGGCGUCUGAGCAGGAGAGUUCCAACGGGCCGGUGAAGAAGUCCAUGCGAGAGAAGGCCAUAGAGAGACGUGGCAUCAACAAGGAACACAACAGUAACUUCAAAGCUGGAUAUGUUCCCAUAGAAGAAGAACGUCUCCAUAAGACGGGGCUGAGAGGACGCAAGGGGAACAUGGCUGUUUGCAUCGUCGUCCUCCUCUUCAUCCUCGCCUUAAUCAACCUCAUCAUCACUCUGGUCAUAUGGACGGUGAUCCGCAUCGGUCCGAAUGGCUGUGACAGUAUGGAGUUCCAUGAGUCCGGCCUGCUGCGCUUCAAACAGAAGGCGGACAUGGGCAUCGUUCACCCACUGCACAAGAGCACCAUAGGGGGCCGCAAGGACCAGGACCUGGUGCUGGUCGGCAACAAUAAUCCGGUUGUGUUCCAGCAAGGCACCACUAAGCUGAGCGUGGAGAAGGACAAGACCUCGGUGGUCAGUGAUGUUGGCAUUACCUUCACGGACCCCCGAACACAGACCACGUUCUUCAGCACAGACUUUGAGAACCACGAGUUCCAUUUGCCAAAAGGAGUCAAAGUUCUCAGUGUUAAGAAGGCUUCCACAGAACGGAUCACCAGCAGUGCAUCAUCUGACCUGAACAUUAAAGGGGACAGCAAGGCCAUCAUCCGUGGAAACGAGGGCGUCAACAUCAUGGGCCGAACCGUGGAGUUCAAGAUGGGUGGAGGCAUCGAGCUCCGGGCCGAGAACAGCAUCGUUCUCAACGGCUCGGUCAUGUUCAACGCUUCACGCAUCCCAAACUCUGCAGGUGACGUGUACUUCGACGAGGGCAUGGAGAGGUACAAGCUCUGCAUGUGUGCAGACGGGACUCUGUUCCGCGUUCAGGUCAAAUAUCCCAACAUGGGCUGCCAGACCUCAGAUAACCCGUGUGGAAAAGCUCACUAGAGGCGCUGCUUUUUUUACAUCACAAAUUUGCGUGUAUUAAAAAAAGAUUCUGUAGGACAUCAAUGAACGAUACCUCUGCAGUAAAACCCUCAUAUUCUGUAUUCCUCAUUUUGUUUUUGCCACAAACAGGAAUUGUGUUACAGAUUGCCACUUGGCCAAAGAUGUGAGCAAACAAGUGCAAUAUUUUUAUUAUUGCAGGUGUGCCAAACGUUAUCUAAAAAAUGCAUAAUGCCAUGACACUCCUAGAUUCCUCAUCAAACUGUGGUUUACUGCCUAUUGAUAUCAAUUAGAAGCUGCAGUAUUUACUUUUUGCCUUACCGUCCAGUAUUACUAAUAUACAAACCUUGAAAAGGAGAUUUUAUUUGCUCAUUUUUUUAUUGUUGCUGGCAGCUUUGUUAGAUUUUUCUGUUUAUUAUAAACACUACAUGGUUAUAAAGUUUAUUUUUAAUUACAUUUAAGGAUAAACUGUAAAACAAAAAAGAUAUUUUAAGAUUCUUAGACCGUUUAUCAUGCACGUGCCAAUGGAUUUACAAGGGAUGAAGAAUAUAAUAUAUAUGUAAUAUUCAAAUUUUUACAGCUAAAUAAUACAGUAUUGAAUAACAGGAGGAGAGUUUGUGCACUAAGUUACACUACGGAUUAAUUCUCUUUAAAUGUUGAUGAACGUCAGGAAAGUUUGAAUCAGUAGUUUGGUUUGAAGCUUUUAAUGAGUGGUUUGAAUUUUGUGCAAUAUAGUAAAAAGAAUAUUUGAAUUUAAUUUUGCUUUGGAUCGUUUUGUCUGUUUUUAUAAAUGUGCUGAUGUUGAGAAAGAAGUUGUUCUCCGAGCGUAACAGACCUGAUGACCCGACUCCUACAAAAUAAAGUUCACAUACAACUAAACUAGACGGGUUUUGUGAAUGAGAUCAACUCAAUGAAAAUAACAGGAUUGUUCAACAUGUCAUUGCUCUGUUUGUUUCAAUAAAUAAACGUGUUGCUACG